This is a messenger RNA of Paramecium sonneborni, 2676 nucleotides long. Lineage: Eukaryota; Ciliophora; Oligohymenophorea; Peniculida; Parameciidae. The record is from the annotation of a GenBank genome assembly.
AUGAUGACUGGUAAUAUAAACCCAGAAUAUCGAUAUAUAAGUAUUAUUGCUAAAACUUGGAAUGAAGUUUAUUUGGCUGAAAAUCUAUAGACGAAACAAAAAUGUUGUAUAAAGCAAGUGUUGAUCGAUGAGUAAUUGAAAGAGAGGUUUCAAUAGGAAAUAUAGAUCCUACAAAAAAUAAAGGCUCAUCCACAUCCAAAUAUCAUAUCCUUUGAGGAUAGCUUCUACUACGAGAAGGUAACAACGUAGGACAAAGUAUUGAUUUAUCAAUAAAAUGCAGUCAAUUACUUUCGGCUGUAUUGUAAUGGAAUUGGGUAUAACAAACUUAUAACAAUACAUCUAAUCAAAAAGAUAAUCAGAUCCAGAGUUCCGAUUCUAGGAGUAUGAAGUAGCAGACUUUUUUGUGACAAUGAUUAGAGCACAUUCACAUCUUUAAGAAAUUAAAAUAGCUCAUAGAGAUAUCAAACCAGAAAAUAUUAUAUUAAUCAACGAUGAAAAUUUAUUAUUUAAAGUUUGCGAUGUAGAACUUAGUAUUUAUUAUAUAGGUUGGUUUUGGUACUGAAAUUUUUGACGAAGAAUCAAGAUCAAGAACUAUUGGAGGAACUGUUGGAUAUUAAUCACCUGAAGUUUAUACAGCAUUUAAAAGAAGAAAGCCUUAAGCUAAAUAUAAUCCUUAUAAAAGUGAUGUAUUCUCACUAGGAUUAGUCUUUUUAUUAUUUUCUACUACUCAAACUAUUACUAAACAGGUAUAACAAUAUUCUUAUAUUUUAGUAAAGAGAAGAAUUGUUUGAUGAUGAAAUCAAACUCUUUAAUUACUUAAAAGAUUAAAGAAAGAAAGUUAAAGAAUUAUUUCCCAGAAUCAAAGGGGUUUCUAAAAUUCUAAAACUCAUGUUAGAAAUUUCUCCUGAUUAAAGAUUUGAUUUCUCUCAAUUAAGUCAAAUUAUUGAAGAAAGAUCUUAUUUAGAAGUUAAAUCUGUAAUUCAUUUCUUUUAAAUAGCCUGCUAAAAUUAAUCAUAAGCAUUUAUAAUCUAUUUCUAAAUUAGAAGAUUUUUAAUUGGAUAUUAAAAAUAAAGAAGAUGUUCAUUUAGAUUUGAAUGGAAUGUAAAAUAGAUCUUAAGAUGAAUUACUUAAAUUCUUAGAGACCAUUGCUCAACAAAUUAAAAAUUUUUAAAUGAUUACUUUAUAAAUAAAAUUAGAAAUGAGUUGUUUAAAUGUUAGAACAGUUGCUCCAAUCGAAAAAAUUUUGAGUAGAGCACAAAAAUUGAAAGAAUUACAACUGCAACUUUGGAAGUACAACAUUUUUUAAAUAGAUUUAUAGUAAUAAAUUAGGAAACUUAGGAUUGUUAUUUUUAACAAAAGCAAUAAUGAAAAUGAUUGAAUUAAAACGAUUAACUUUAGAAAUAUCUAAUAAUUUACUUUCAGAUGAAGGGAUUAAUAAUGCAUUACCUCUUUUAGAAGGAUUAGUUUAAAUGGAAGAGCUAAGAUUAGAUUUCGGAUUGUAUUAGUUCUAAAUUAAUUAAGAAAUCAUUUACCAAUGGAUUGUUGUGAAGCAUUUUUUUCGGUUAUAAAUGCUAUGCCUAAACUAAAAAAGCUUGAUUUAAAUCUAGAAAGUAAUUACAUGAAUUAAGUACUUUCGAAAUUAUUAAAUUAAUCUUUGAAAAAAUUACCACUCCUAACUCAUUUAAGCAUAAACUUUUCUAAGUAUUAUUAAAAUCUAAAUUUAGUAAUCCAAUGCAUAAUGAAGGUUUUUAUGAUCUAGGAGAGAGUAUAUCUGAAUUAGAGAAUUGUGAAUUGAUUCUUUGGGGUGCUCAAAUAAAAGAUUUAGGAGUUGAAGAAUUUGCUAAAGGAUUAUAAAAAUGUGAAAGACUAAAACAUUUAAAUUUAACUCUAUGGAACAAUCAAAUUACAAAGAAAGGUUGCGAAUCUCUUGGUUUUGUUUUACCAAAAUUAUCGAGAUUAAGUACUUUAGUAAUAGAUUUAUCCAAAAAUCGUAUAGAGGAUGAUGGAGUCAGAUUUUUGGCUAAAGCUAUACAUGAGAUGUAAUAACCCUUAAGAGAAUUAAAAUUUUGGAUUGAAAAGUAAACAAGUAUAUAAUUUAUUAAUAGUGUGUCUUGUACUUCUUUUGGAUUGAGAUAUGUGAAUAGAUUUUUAUCAACAUAAAAGAAAUUGAGGAAUAUCAGUUUGAAUUUUCGAUCAAAUUCUAUUGGAUUAGAUGGAAUGGAGUUACUAUAUAAUGGUUUUGGUUAAGCUACUUAGUUAGAAAUAGUUAAUUUGAUUCUUGAUCAGUAAAAGUGUCAUAAAAAAUUAGUAAUCCUUUAGGAGAUGAAGGUGUCAACACUUUGUUUAAGGGUUUAUGCAAGCUUAAAGAAUUGCAAAAACUAUUCCUAAGUCUUGAAAGCGUUCAAGGUUCUGGGAAUUCUGUAACAGUGAUGUUGUCUUCUAUAAAGUCAUGGACAGAACUCAAAGAGUUGCAUGUCAAUUUUUUAAAGUAAAUUAUUCAUAUCAUUUCUAUUAGAAACGAUACUGAUUGGGCUGAUGAUAUCAAUUUGAGAAACCGAUUGUUAGAAGUCUAGUCUAAUGCUAAAAUAAUUAUUGAAUUAAAAACUAUAAAUUAAUAGAUAAAGUGAUUAAUUAUUUGAUCUUAGGAUAUUUCAAUCUAUUUAUUUAUAAUUAACG